AUGGUGCGCAAGACCCACGUCAAAGCCAACGCCCGCAAAGUCGAGACGGGAGGGGAGCACGGCACGCCCACCAAUGCCGAAAAAGCGAUCCCCUGGACGCCGGAUGAGGUUGCGAACCUCUUCCUUCUCGCCUACUCCAAGCUUCCCCUGACGCAGAGCAAUGUGCAGGCGAUAUGCGAGAAACUGGGGACCGAUCGAACUCCGCUGUGA
Pseudozyma flocculosa PF-1 is the source of this 210-nucleotide messenger RNA. RefSeq lists its product as uncharacterized. Lineage: Eukaryota; Fungi; Basidiomycota; Ustilaginomycetes; Ustilaginales; Ustilaginaceae. The transcript is spliced from 3 exons. The coding region runs from base 1 to 210 and encodes 69 amino acids. The record is from RefSeq and is a predicted model, not a curated record.